Molecule: messenger RNA, 3935 nt
Organism: Mustela lutreola (European mink)
Lineage: Eukaryota; Metazoa; Chordata; Mammalia; Carnivora; Mustelidae
Gene: PLEKHM2
Product: pleckstrin homology and RUN domain containing M2
Exons: 20
Coding region: 16-3795 (1259 amino acids)
Biological process (GO): lysosome localization; Golgi organization; positive regulation of membrane tubulation
Cellular component (GO): endosome membrane
Molecular function (GO): kinesin binding
Source: RefSeq, a predicted model, not a curated record
CUGUGGGCUGAGGGGAUGUCUCUGGCCGGCGGGGACGGGGGCGGCGGCUUCUCCAGAUCCCUGGGAUCUGUGGGGGCCUCCGAGGUCCCCGGCCGGAGCGGGUGGAGGGGCUCGGGGUCGCGGAGGAGCCUCGGGAGACCCGGGUCUGUGGGUUGGCAAGAGCAGGCGAAGGGGCCCAAGGUCUGCGGGGAUCUGGCGGACCCUGAGGUCGGCGGGCUGCGGGGGUCUCCGCGGCCCCCGGCCCGAGGGGCUGUGAGCCGACAAGGCCUGGGGCUCGGCGGCCCCGGCUCUGUGGGGGAGUCCGGGGUCCCCGGCCGCAGGGGCUGGGGGCCGACGGGCGCCGGGGGGCCCGGGGACGGCAGCCGGAGGUGCUGCGGGUCUCCGGGCGCGGACGCCCCAGCCCGACCGCCGGCCUUGGCGCCGCCCCGCCUGACAUCAGUUCCUGCCGCCGCCGCCGCCGCUGCCGCCGCCGCCGCCGCCGCCGCCGCCGCCGCGCACAGCCCGCGGCCUCCUCCCCGCCGGCCGCGCUCCGGAGCCGCCGGGCCGCGGCGGAGCGAGGGCCCGGGCGAGGCGAGGGCGGGGCGGCGGGCGCCGGGCCCCGCGGCCGGCACGACGGAGCCCCCGCACGGCCGGCGGCAGCGGUUGGCGGCGGCCCCGGGCCCCCGGCGCGGGAAGCGGCGGCGGCGGGGCGGCGGCGGCAGCGGCGGCGCCAUGGAGCCGCGGGAGGUGAAGGACCGGAUCCUGGAGAACAUCUCGCUGUCGGUGAAGAAGUUGCAGAGCUACUUUGCGGCCUGUGAGGAGGAGACCCCCGCCAUCCGGAACCACGACAAGGUCCUGCAGCGUCUGUGUGAGCACCUGGACCAUGCCCUGCUGUACGGACUGCAAGACCUCUCGUCGGGCUACUGGGUGCUCGUGGUGCACUUCACCCGGAGAGAGGCCGUCCGACAGAUCGAGGUGCUGCAGCAUGUGGCCACCAACCUGGGCCGCAGCAGGGCCUGGCUGUACCUGGCGCUCAACGAGAACUCCCUGGAGAGCUACCUGCGGCUGUUCCAGGAGAACCUGGGCCUCCUGCAUAAGUACUAUGUCAAGAAUGCCCUGGUCUGCAGUCACGAUCACCUGACUCUCUUCCUGACCUUGGUGUCUGGGCUGGAGUUCAUUCGAUUCGACCUGGAUCUGGACGCCCCGUACCUAGACUUGGCCCCCUACAUGCCUGACUACUACAAACCGCAGUACCUGCUAGACUUCGAAGACCGCCUCCCCAGCUCCGUGCAAGGCUCGGACAGCCUGUCCCUCAACUCCUUCAACUCCGUCACCUCCACCAACCUGGAGUGGGAUGACAGCGCCAUUGCCCCAUCCAGUGAGGAUUAUGAUUUUGGAGAUGUGUUUCCAGCAGUGCCGUCUGUACCCAGCACAGACUGGGAAGAUGGAGACCUCACAGACACCGUCAGCGGCCCCCGCUCCACUACUUCGGACCCGACCAGCAGCAAAGCUUCCACCAAGAGCCCCACCCAGCGCCACAACCCCUUCAGCGAGGACCCGGCAGAGACCGUGUCCUCCUCUGACACCACCCCAGUGCACACCACCUCUCAGGAGAAGGGCGAAUCCCACACUCUCGACCUGCCAGACACCUGCACAGAGCUCGAAGUCAUUAGGGUCACCAAGAAGAAGAAAACCGGCAAGAAGAAGAAGACGAGGUCGGAUGAGGAAGCCAGUCCACUUCACCCCGCCUCCACCCAGGACACCGGUGCCCGGCGGGGAGACGGCGACAGCCUGAUCAGCAGUCCAGGCCUGGGGCGGGCCUCCCCCGAUGCCACCAUUACGCCCCCCCAGGAGGAGGGAGAGGGGCCCGGCAGCACGGCGGAGAGCAGCGAGCUCUCGGAGCCCGGCCAGAUGGGCCUGCUUAUCCCCGAGAUGAAGGACACCUCCAUGGAGCGCUUGGGGCAGCCCCUGAGCAAGGUGAUCGACCAGCUCAACGGGCAGCUGGACCCCAGCACCUGGUGCUCCCACGUCCAGUCCCCAGACCAGUCCUUUCGGACCGGCUCCCCCGGGGAAGCCCCGGAGAAGCCGCCAUUUUGCGACUUUAGUGAGGGGCUUCCAGCCCCAAUGGACUUCUACCGCUUUACCAUUGAGAGUCCAAGCACUCUUACGGCAGGUGGCAGCAACCAUGACUCUGCAGGGCCGGGCCAACCGCUGCAUGUUCCUGGUAGCCCUGCGACUGCUGGCCAAGAAGAGGGAGGAGGAGGAAGAGAGGGGCAGACGCCUGGGCCCCUAGAGGACGCCCCCCCGAGGGAGGCCCCAGAGCCGGGGACCCAGGAGCCGGACGCCAAGCUGCCCCUGGUCGGGGAGGGACCUGAGCCGGAGCUGGAGCCUGGGACCCACGAGACUCUGUGCCAGCUCAAGCGAGACCAGCCCAGCCCGUGUCUGAGCAGCGCAGAGGACUCCGGGGUGGAUGAGGGGCAGGGCAGCCCCUCUGACAUGAGCCACUCGGCAGAGUUCAGAGUGGACAACAAUCACUUGCUUCUGCUGAUGAUCCACGUGUUUCGAGAAAACGAGGAGCAGCUCUUCAAGAUGAUCCGGAUGAGCACAGGGCACAUGGAGGGCAACCUGCAGCUGCUCUACGUGCUGCUCACGGACUGCUACGUCUACCUGCUGCGGAAAGGGGCUGCGGAAAAGCCAUACCUGGUGGAAGAGGCCGUUUCAUACAACGAACUUGACUAUGUGUCGGUGGGCCUGGACCAGCAGACCGUGAAGCUCGUGUGCACCAACCGCAGGAAGCAGUUCCUGCUGGACACGGCCGACGUGGCCCUGGCCGAGUUCUUCUUGGCGUCUUUAAAGUCUGCCAUGAUCAAAGGCUGCCGGGAACCACCUUACCCCAGUGUCCUGACUGAUGCCACCAUGGAGAAGCUGGCACUGGCCAAAUUUGUGGCCCAGGAGUCUAAGUGUGAGGCCACUGCUGUCACUGUGCGCUUCUAUGGGCUUGUCCACUGGGAGGACCCCAUGGACGAGUCCCUGGGUCCCAUCCCCUGCCACUGCUCACCCCCCGAGGGCGUCAUCACCAAAGAAGGCAUGCUGCAUUACAAGGCGGGCACCUCCUACUUGGGCAAAGAGCACUGGAAGACAUGCUUCGUGGUACUCAGCAAUGGAAUCCUCUACCAGUACCCCGACCGCACUGAUGUCACCCCGCUGCUCUCGGUGAACAUGGGGGGGGAGCAGUGCGGUGGCUGUCGGAGAGCCAACACCACGGAUCGGCCCCACGCCUUCCAGGUCAUCCUCGCCGACCGGCCGUGCCUGGAGCUGAGCGCUGACAGCGAGGCCGACAUGGCCGACUGGAUGCAGCAUCUCUGCCAGGCCGUGUCCAAAGGGGUCAUCCCCCAGGGGGUGACUCCCAGCCCCUGCAUCCCCUGCUGCCUAGUGAUCGCCGCCGACCGCCUCUUCACGUGCCACGAGGACUGCCAGACCAGCUUCUUCCGUUCCCUGGGCACAGCCAAGCUGGCCGACGUCAGUGCUGUUGCUACGGAACCGGGCAAGGAGUACUGUGUCUUGGAGUUUUCCCAGGACAGCCAGCAGGCCCUCCCACCCUGGGUCAUCUACUUGAGCUGCACAUCUGAACUGGACCGAUUCCUGUCUGCACUGAGCUCUGGGUGGAAAACUAUCUACCAGGUGGACCUCCCCCACAAGGCCAUCCAGGAAGCCUCCAACAAGAAGUUCGAGGACGCCCUGAGCCUCAUCCACAGCGCCUGGCAGCGGAGCGACAGCCUAUGCCGGGGCAGAGCCUCCCGGGACCCCUGGUGCUGAGGAGGAGCCAGUCGGCAUCCCGGGGCCAGGAGGGGCCUGCUAGCAGCACCCACUAUCCCCUCGUGUGGCUUGGGGCCAGGGUUGCCCCUGUGUUCCAUGGCCCACUCCCGCCCUGGGGGACAGAAGCACUGACGGGGGCU